This is a messenger RNA of Coffea arabica (coffee), 2261 nucleotides long. NCBI's taxonomy places the organism in Eukaryota, Viridiplantae, Streptophyta, Magnoliopsida, Gentianales, Rubiaceae. The record is from RefSeq and is a predicted model, not a curated record.
UUAAAAGUCUGAAAUUUACUUAAUCAUUGCAUUUCAUCCCCUUUUCUCUGUGUUUUCACGGUAGCCUUCUACUUUUGUUAUGGAAAUUGUUUUUCAUUUGACUCCAUAUCUGCUUUUAUGUUUUCCCGGCCAGCUACCGCUGCUUCACUUAACACAAGCUUCUGAAGCCACUAGCCCUUUUGAGGCCAUUUCUAUCUAUUACCAGAUAUUUGCCAAUCCUUCAUCUUCCUUCAUCUUCUCCAGAGGCCCUAACAAUAAAGGAGCAGGCCAUUUUUUUAGUACUAUCCAGUUUUAUAUAUACGUCACUCAAACCCACAAAAAUAACAGGCGAAGGAGAGGAGCACAGAAAACCACCACCACCUUUUUCUUCUUUUCAUUUACUUGCGGGAAAACACAGGAGAGUCUUUGAGCAAGAAAAUGUAUAGCAACGGAGACUCUUCUUCUCCGGAGGACUCCAAUGGCGAAUCAAAUGAAAAGGCUCAGAGAUCGAUCAGAGGAGAAAGUGGCUAAAACGAAAGAGAUGUUGUCGAAGCAAGCAGGUCAAAGCAAACAGAUCUUGUCUAAACAUGCAGACAAGAUUGCCAAACGGGCUGAAGAGCACGAAAGAUUCAUCAACAAGGUGACUUAUUUGUUGAGUGUUCUUGGGUUUGGAACAUUCUGCUUUCUGUUGGGUGCCAGGCCUCAAGGUGUCCCUUAUGCAUAUUGUUUGCUCUCUGUCAUAUUUGUUCCUCUACGGUGGAUUUAUUAUCGAUACAAGAAAUGGCAUUAUUAUCUCUUGGACUUCUGCUACUACGCCAACACACUAUUCUUGGUCAUGCUUCUUUGUUUUCCUAGAAAUGAGAAGUUUUUCAUGAUUUGCUUUUCUUUUGCAGAGGGUCCACUGGCUUGGGCACUGAUUGUGUGGAGAUGCAGCUUAGCCUUUAAUUCUUUCGACAAAAUUGUAAGCGUCUUCAUACAUCUUUUGUCCGAUUGCCCUAUGCUAGGAAAUUGUGCAAUAGACGCGUGAUGAGAAGUGAACUUUCCUUCGUUAGCGCACUGAGGCAAAGCUUGCAGCUCUAUUGAUGGAGACCAAGGAAGAUUCCGAAACUUUAGCUCUCCUUUCUGGACCAAUCAAGGAGGUUCAGAAUAUAGGAAAGCUUCAGCUGAGUCCAUUAAGUGCUCUUUUUAUCACUUGAAUUUCUUCAUUUCCAACCUCCCAUGACUCAAGUACUGAUUUACCUUGACAGCUUUGCUCAAAAAGCAUCCUUUAGUUGAUAUAAACUUCUUUUCCUGCAACUGCUUUAUAAUUUCAUACUACAGACCAGCUUUUAUGUAUUAAUUGUUUUUUGAGGACUUGCAACAACUGAAUGUUGAACAAACAGCUCAAGAAACUUAAGCACAUAAUCAAUAACUAAUAUGUUUCCUUGCUCCAAAUCAUUAUGUUGUCUCAAAAGUUGAGACAAGUCCAAAUCUAUUUGUUUAAGUUUUGUUUUACCUUCUUUUAUGAUAGCCAUGAUAUAAAAAAUGAUGCAGUUUUUCUUAAUGAGUUUGAAGACCAAAUCCGACUUAAAAAUAAAUAGAAAUGGAAUAAAAGAAAUGUAGGAAUCACAUCUAGGUUUUACUACUGUGUUACCAUUAAUUGCUUGAGUCCUGAUGAACUUUGAAUUCGAUAAGUGCAAUUCUAAUAAGUAUUAUUGACGAUUUGGAAUUCCACUUUUGGAGGUCGAAAGUUGGAGUCAAGUUAUGCUCCUAGAAUACCUGCUCUUUUUUUUUAGUGUCUUAUCAGACAAUUUCACAUAAUUAUUUAUCUAAAUGUUGAUGUUUGAAUAGUUUAUCUAGAAAAUUGCAUAAAAAGCGAUUUUUCUGAUAUGAUCUAGAGAACCAUUUCAUGAGUAUUGAACUUUGUCCCUUCUAAGUACCCCAAAGAACCUUACGCCCAGCCUUCUGCAUUUAGAUUGCGUAGAAUUCUAUGAUCCCCAAUUGUUCCUCGUUCUGGAACUGCUCAGAAUCUAGGUAACCUUGGGAAUGACUUUUGGUAAACGUAACAAGUCCCUCAUGAGAGACUGGUAUCAUACAAAAUAUGGAAACCAAUGUUUCAUUUCCAUUCUUUAACCUCCUUAUCAGAAAGAAAUAGAUCCAGCAUGGCAGACUGGUAGAAAAUUGAAAGUUUCAAGGAUCUAAAGGAAAACCAACUCAUAACUAAGGCUCUCAAUCUUAAUUUCUAAGAGCUAUCAUUUGUGUAAAUUUGUCAUCUUUUGUAUUGAAGUUAAUUCUUUCAAAAA